This is a messenger RNA of Vigna unguiculata (cowpea), 1485 nucleotides long. Its product is annotated as putative F-box/LRR-repeat protein At5g54820. Lineage: Eukaryota; Viridiplantae; Streptophyta; Magnoliopsida; Fabales; Fabaceae. The record is from RefSeq and is a predicted model, not a curated record. Gene Ontology annotation, molecular function: protein binding.
AUGAAGAAACGAAGGGUAGUUGAGUGUAACGAAGAUGAUUAUAUCAGUAAACUUCCCAAUAGCAUUUUGUGCAACAUUUUGUCAUCUCUCAAAGUGAGGGAAGGUGUGAGGACCAGUACUCUCUCAUCCAUAUGGGAACACAUUUAUGCUAAUCCAACAAACCUCGUUUUGGAUGGAGACAAUAUACUAAAGAAAGAUCACUUGGCCAGCAACGCUUGGCGCUACCAAAGCGCGGAACAAAGGUUCGAAUUCAACAGGGACAGAACCUUAGCCUUUGUUAAGAAUGUCAACAAGUACUUGUCAAACGUUGAACAUGUUGAAAAGAUUUACAGGUUAAGUGUUUGCUUCACAUUUGGCAAUGGCUCAACUGAUCUUGAUGAGUGGAUUCGUUUUGCCCUCAAGAAAAAAGUGGAGGAGAUUGAUCUUUGCUUGUCGGAAGAAGAGAAUCACCUCACUGCUCCAAAUGAUGCUUCCCUCCAUGUCUUUCCCUGUGAUAUUGUUGGCAACAACGAGGGUGCAAGUGAAGGAGCAAGUGGGUUCAAGUCAUUUCUGAAGUGUCUCCGCUUGGCGCAUUGUGUUCUUGCCCCCCACAUGUCAUACAACCAUGGUUUCAGCACACUCACAACACUGGACCUCUUCCGAGUGGACCUGAAAUCUGAGGUGCAUCUCCAGUUUUUGUUGUCUAGCUGCAGCAAUGUUGAAUGGUUGGGGUUGUGUGAGUGUUACAACAUGGAAACCCUGAGAAUAGAGGACCCCUUUUGCGAGAAACUGAAGUACCUGAACGUGAGUCUUUGCCAACAGUUGAAGAAACUCGUGCUCCACAGCAACAGUUUGGAGAGCUUGGAAUACAAGGGAAGAGAAGUUGAGUUUGUGUUUGAUGCGCCCAGACUUACAACUUUCUACAGUCCUGUGAGUGACACUGCUGCUUGUCAUAAGAAGCUUUGGCCAAUCCUCAAACUCCCCACUGUUCUACCCCAGAUGGAAACUUUGAUCCUGCAGUGCAGUUGUUUCAUGGGUGAGGUCAUGAAAAACAGAUUGCCUGCAUUAACAUUUCCAUGGCUGAGGCAUCUUGAAGUUAUUAAAGUGGCUACAGUUCGACAGGAUCUGGGGUGGGUAGCCAUAAUUCUCAAGACAUGCCCUGUACUCCGAACACUAGAGUUACACUUAAGGACUUAUUGCUGUAUUGAUGAUGAGGUAAGCGAGAGUGAAUGGCCUGAGGAAUUCUCACAUGAACAUCUGAAGGAAGUGGUGAUAACUGGUGUUAGAGGACACUCAAGUGAAAUUGAAAUUGCUAUUUAUCUGCUGAGGAUUGCAUCUGCGCUGGAGAAGAUGACCAUAGACCCAAGUGCAAAAGUUUACCUUGGGAAGGGUAAAUGGGGUCACGAAGAUAUUUUGGAGGAUUGGAGAAACAAGGGCAGGGAGAAGGUUCACAAACAUCUAAAUCAAGAAGCUAAUUCUUCAGCAGUGGAACUGCUCAUAAAGUAA